AUGGCGCCGAGUUUACAAGCGGUCGCAGACGCGCGCAUAGCUCAUUUUGGCCCAAAUAUUGACCCUCCCCACUGUCUCUCCCCCCUCCCCUGUUUUCCCCGCGCCGCCCCUGUCUCUCCCCCGCGCUGCUGCCCACCCUCGACCCACCGUCCGCCUCGCCCCCCCCCCCCCCCCCCCCCCCACACCCCCGCCCCAGCGCCGGCGCACAGAUCCCCCCCGCCCCCUCCCCAAGCAUGGGGAGCCCUGAGCUGGCCCUCCCAUCGGCGCCGCAGCCCAUCCCCGUUCGCUAGGGUUGAGCUCUCCGGCCAUCUCCGCCGCCCGCCCUCCCUCCGCCGGCGCACAGAUCCGCCCUCCCUCCCAGCGCCGGCACGUACAGGUCCGGCUGCUCCAGGUCCGGCUGCUCCUCAUCUCCGCCUCGCCGCGGCCGGCAGCGCAGCGCAGCUCCCGCCGCCUCCUCCCCCGCUCUCCCGUCAGCACGGUCCACGGCUCCCGGAUCUGAAGCAGCCGCACCGUGUUGCCGCACAGCACAGCACAACAACAGCCCUCAUUCGCAGGUCGCAGCUAGCUAGGCAUCAGCGGCACCGGUCACCGGCGGCAGCGUACAUCACCGCGCGCGUCAACGGAUGCAAUCCCUGUAGGAGCAAUCAUGAGAUGUGUGACGCUCAGCAUAGGUGCGGCUGGACCAUGGUUCUAUGCAAUAUUUCUGAUGAUGAACCUUUGAGAGAAACUAUCAAAGGACCAUUGGGAUUUCAGGAUAAGAAAUGAGCAAGUAGCUUUGUAUAUGUAAGAUUCUUGGAGCAGUAUAGAACUAAAGGGAUGCACAAAUGGGCAACCUUCAAAGCCUGUACAGAAGUUCAAUGACAUGAAUAUUUCCUCUAUGCAUGAUUUUAUAAUUUGCUAUAUGCAUUUGAGAUUAGGCUUUUGUAUUUUCUUUUGAGAAAAAAGGGAAAAGAGAAGUAGCUAAUAAAUGGUAUACUAGAAAGGAGUGGCCAGAGCACAUAUUUGUUAUUGUUAUGGAAAUACAAGUGUUGCCAUUGUAAAUACAAAAGGAGUUGGCAGAGCACCUAUUUUGCAUGUGAA
Molecule: messenger RNA, 1080 nt
Organism: Triticum aestivum (bread wheat)
Lineage: Eukaryota; Viridiplantae; Streptophyta; Magnoliopsida; Poales; Poaceae
Product: protein TRACHEARY ELEMENT DIFFERENTIATION-RELATED 7A
Exons: 6
Coding region: 1-765 (254 amino acids)
Source: RefSeq, a predicted model, not a curated record